CGUUCUCAUCCUCUCCAUCGUCCUUCACCGUGCAUUUCCGUUUUCUUUCCUUGCAAAUUGGAGAGAGACAAAGCUAGAUAGAGAGAGUCAUCAGAUAUGGCAACUGUUUCACCAUCUUGCAUUCCCAUACCUUCCUCAUUUCGCACACGCUUGUAAACAAAAAUCCCAGAAUCAUCACACCAAGAGAAGUCGAAAAGCGCAGACCAUUUUGCUUUCGUUCUUUCUCAGGUGGGUGUUCCAGUUCCCGUUCUUAAAUCUUGAGACGGCCCCUGAUCGAUCCCUUUUUUCUUACGUCCGAAGAAGUUAUGGUAUCGAAGUCUUGCGUGGACCUUUUGAAUUUGCUUUCGGUAGAUGAUUUUCGGGUCAUGGGCCGUAUUCCUAGAGUCAUGACAACCUCGGGAGUGAUUUCCGAUUUCAAGAGCCAUCGAUCACCAAUAUCAGAGUCGGAAGACGCCAUUCGGUUGGCCCCCCCGGAGCGACGAAUUGUAGUCGCAAACCACCUUCCAUUGCAAGCUCUUCAGGACAAGCAGACCGGGAAAUGGAGCUUCCAGUGGGACAGAGACUGCCUGGUGUUUCAGCUAAAGGAUGGGCUGAGACCCGAUGUCGAGGUCGUGUACGUAGGGUCUCUGAAGCCUGACAUUGACCUUGCCGAUCAAGAAGAGGUCUCACACUUGCUGUUCGAGAAAUUCCGGUGCAUACCGACAUUCUUGCCUCCAGAUAUGCAGAACAAGUUCUACCAUGGCUUUUGCAAGCACUAUCUCUGGCCUCUGUUUCACUACAUGCUGCCCAUGUCGAGCCAAGGGGCUCAGUUCAGCCGCCUGCAAUGGCAGGCUUAUGUGUCUGCAAACAAGGUUUUCGCCGACAAGAUCAUGGAAGUGAUCAAUCCAGAAGAGGAUUAUGUCUGGAUACAUGACUAUCACCUCAUGGUAUUGCCUACUUUUCUGAGGAAGAAAUUCCAUAGAAUCAAGAUUGGGUUUUCCUUGCAUAGCCCCUUUCCAUCUUCGGAGAUUUAUAGGACGAUCCCGGUGCGUGACAAGAUCUUGAAGGCCUUGUUGAACUGCGAUUUGAUCGGGUUCUACACAUUCGAUUACGCACGGCAUUUCUUGUCGUGCUGUAGUAGGAUGUUGGGGCUCGAUUACGAGUCGAAAAGAGGGUACAUUAAGUUGGACUACCAUGGUAGAACCGUGAGUGUCAAGAUUUUGCCAGGAGGGAUUCACAUGAGUCAGUUUCAAUCUGAUUUGUCCAUGGAAUCAACAGCUAAGAGGGUUAAAGAAUUGAAGGAGCAGUAUGAGGGUAAAAUUAUAAUAUUGGGCGUGGACGAUUUGGACAUUUUCAAAGGUAUUAGCUUGAAAUUCUCAGCGAUGGGGAAACUCCUGGAGGUACAACCUGAAUUGAGGGGCAAGGUGGUUUUGGUUCAGAUCACUAAUCCAGCUAGGAGUAGCGGAGAAGAUGUGCAAGAGGUUCAGAAUGAGACUGAUCUUGUUGCCAACGAGAUCAACAGAAAGUACAGCAAACCUGGGUAUGAGCCAAUUGUUUACAUCAAAGGGCCGGUCACGAUGCAAGAAAAGGCUGCGUAUUAUUCGAUUGCUGAAUGCAUUGUGGUGAAUGCUUUUAGAGACGGGAUGAAUGAUGUGCCUUAUAAGUACACUGUAUGCAGACAGGGUAGCCGUGCUUUGGACAAGGCAUUGGGGAUUGACGAGAGCUCCACUCCGAGAAAGAGCAUGAUAAUCGUGUCGGAGUUUGUAGGAUGCUCAUGGUCAUUGAGUGGGGCCAUCCGCGUCAAUCCGUGGAACAUAGAUUCUGUCGCGGAUGCCAUGAACUCGGCAAUCACAAUCUGCGACUUGGAAAAGCAUCUGCGCCAUGACAAGCAUUACAAGUACAUAAGCUCACAUGACGUCGAAUACUGGGCUCGGAGUUUUGACCGGGACCUUGAGAGGGCUUGUAGGGAGCUUUAUCAGAAAACGUGUUGGGGUGUGGGGUUUGGUUUGGGCUUUAGGGUCGUCGCUUUAGGCCCCAACUUCAGGAAGCUCUCGGUGGAUCACAUCACCUCUGCUUAUCGUAACACAAACAACCGGUUAAUUUUAUUGGACUAUGAUGGGACACUGUUGCCAAAAGCUUCCGUAGACAAAAGGCCUAGCAGUGAGGUGAUUUCGAUGUUGAAUUCCCUAUGCAGAGAUCCGGAAAACGUUGUUUUCAUUGUGAGUGGAAGAGGUAAGGAUUCUCUAGGAGAGUGGUUUUCACCCUGUGAAAGGUUGGGUAUUGCAGCAGAGCAUGGUUAUUUUAAAAGGUGGACUGGAGAUUCCAGUUGGGAAACAUGCGGAUUGACAAUGCAUUUCGAAUGGAAAAAGAUAGCUGAACCAGUAAUGGAGCACUACGUGGAGGCAACAGAUGGCUCUUUCAUAGAGGCUAAGGAGAGCGCAUUGGUUUGGCACCAUCAAAACGCCGAUCCCCACUUCGGGUCAUUCCAGGCGAAGGAGCUUCUUGAUCACCUGGAGAGUGUGCUCACAAACAAGCCGGUGGUCGUCAAAAGAGGUCAGCACAUUGUUGAAGUGAAACCACAGGGCGUAAACAAAGGCACAGUGGUUGAAAAUCUGAUAUCAACCAUGCGGAGCAGAGGGAAGUCGCCUGACUUCUUGCUGUGCAUCGGAGAUGACCUCUCAGACGAGGAUAUGUUUGAGACUAUAGCGCGCUCAGUUUCAAAGCCCUCCUUACCAUCUACAGCGGAAGUUUUCACAUGUACCAUCGGGCAGAAGCCAAGCAUGGCCAAGUACUAUCUCGAUGGCACUUCCAAAGUAAUCAAGUUGCUUCAGGGCCUCACAGCCGCCCCCACAUCACAACCAAAACAUGGAUGUUUUCAAUUUUCAUCAGAAGAUACUUCUUCAACUUGAGGAUGAAAUGAAAGAUUGAGCAGGAAAUAAUGGUACAGGGUAAAGUGUAGUUGCUGUGAUUAAAUUCUUUUAGGGGAGGGUGAGCAUUUGUUUAGAAAUAGUAGGAAAAGAAAAGUUCCCCUUGUACAAGAAAGGUACACAGUCUCACAGUUUCAUCUGUUAU
Messenger RNA from Syzygium oleosum, 3051 nucleotides. Its product is annotated as probable alpha,alpha-trehalose-phosphate synthase [UDP-forming] 11. The record is from RefSeq and is a predicted model, not a curated record. Gene Ontology annotation, cellular component: cytosol. Gene Ontology annotation, molecular function: catalytic activity. Lineage: Eukaryota; Viridiplantae; Streptophyta; Magnoliopsida; Myrtales; Myrtaceae. The transcript is spliced from 3 exons. Gene Ontology annotation, biological process: trehalose biosynthetic process. The coding region runs from base 306 to 2888 and encodes 860 amino acids.